Solanum dulcamara is the source of this 1409-nucleotide messenger RNA. RefSeq names its product LRR receptor-like serine/threonine-protein kinase RGI5. The transcript has a single exon. Gene Ontology annotation, molecular function: protein binding. The coding region runs from base 146 to 1312 and encodes 388 amino acids. NCBI's taxonomy places the organism in Eukaryota, Viridiplantae, Streptophyta, Magnoliopsida, Solanales, Solanaceae. The record is from RefSeq and is a predicted model, not a curated record.
UAGUCCCUAUAUAUACUGCUCUCCAGCUAAUUGUACAAAGAUAUCGUCAGUGGACUUGAAAAGGCCCCACAUUUGCCUAAACCACCAGAACCCUCUAUUACAAAACCCCAAAAAAAUUGAUCAUAUUUGUAGCCAUUUUUAAAACAUGUCAAAAUCAAGAACCUCUGUUUUCUUCUUUCUCUUUCUUUUUUCAGUUUCAUCAGUUCAAUCAAUUCCUCCAUCUUCAGAUAUAAUCGCCCUUCAAGCUUUUAAAGCCGCCAUUAAACCUUCUUCUAUUCCUUCAUAUUCUUGUUUAGGAUCUUGGAAUUUCACUACUGACCCUUGCUCUGUCCCUCGUGUCACCCAUUUCACUUGUGGCCUUUCUUGUAGCUCUGGUAACAGAGUAACUGAACUUACCCUUGAUCCUGCUGGUUAUACAGGGACUCUUACUCCAUUAAUUUCUAAACUCACUCAACUUGUCACUCUUGAUCUUCAAAACAACUAUUUCUAUGGCCCAAUUCCUUCUUCUCUGUCUUCUUUACUGAAUCUCAAGAACCUGGUUCUUCGAUUCAAUUCAUUUUCUGGGUCGGUUCCACCUUCCAUCGCUUCUUUAAAAUCUCUGCUUUCUCUUGAUCUUUCUCAUAAUUUGAUUUCUGGGUUUCCAAAUUCGAUGAAUGAGUUAACCAGCUUGAGAAGACUUGAUCUUAGUUACAAUAAGCUUACUGGGUCACUCCCAAAAUUACCCCCAAAUCUACUAGAGCUUGCUGCGAAGGCUAAUUUACUAUCCGGGUCUCUAUUAAAAUCCUCUUUUGACGGGUUAAAUCAGCUGGAAGUUGUGGAGCUUAGUGAAAAUUCGUUAUCUGGAACUAUUGAACCUUGGUUCUUUCAGUUACCUUCGUUACAACAAAUCGACAUGGCGAACAACAGCUUUACACUUGUCGAGAUCUCAAGGGUUGUUAAUUUGAAAAGCGACCUUGUCGCCGUCGAUUUGGGUUUCAACAAAAUCGAAGGAAAUUUGCCGGUAAAUUUCGCGAUUUUCCCUCGAUUGUCGUCGUUGUCACUGAGGUACAAUAAGUUUCGUGGACCGAUUCCGUUGCAGUACAGCAGAAAGGCGACGUUGAAAAGGCUGUAUCUUGACGGAAAUUUCUUGAAUGGGUCGCCGCCGGCGGGAUUUUUCGGCCGGCAAACUUCAGUUACCGGCAGUUUAGGAGAUAAUUGUUUACAAAAAUGUCCGAUUUCUUCGCAACUUUGCUUGAAAUCACAGAAACCUACGUCAAUUUGUCAGCAAGCUUAUGGUGGGAAACCAAAGUCUUGUGUCAGUCAAUGUUUGUGAGAUUUUUUUCAUCUUGGUUUUCAUAUUGUAAUUGUAGGAGUAUUAUAUUAUAUUCUUUAGAUAAGAAAAAUCCCAAUAUAAUAUUUGCUCAUCUGAA